UCUUCCAUUUCCUUAAAGGAUCCUCACCCUGUGGGUCACCACAUCAAAUCUUCUUUUCUAUUUUUCCAGAUUCAUGCAGCCAUUAUAACUUAAACUUACGCUACAGAAGCCCAACCAAACCAAUAAUCACAAGCCACGCAAGUAUCUGAUGACCCUGUUUUUGAAGAGAUUAUUACGUGUCAAGUAGAUAAAACAUGGACAAACCAGUUGCAAGAUGUGUUCAUCCGCAGACAAUAAAACAGCCUCAUAGCCUUAAAUUCACCAAUGUUGGGUCUACCCGCCAUCCCCCCACGACAAAUCGUUGGGUGAGACCGGACAAAACAGUCAACCCUCAAAAUUAAACCUUUCUAACACUUCACUUGCCCAGAAAACGCGAACUCUGAAAGUGAAAACAAAUCACCCACCACCACCACCCUCUACGAAACACCUCCAUCGCCGAUCAUGGGGUUCACCACCUGGGCCCCAUCUCCAUCACCAUCUCUGACCCCCUCCCCUUCUCCCUUGUCAUCAUCAUCACCGCCAUCGUCGUCGUCAUCAUCACCUUCGUUGUCGCCGCCUUCAAAGCUUCCAGUUGACUUCAGCCCACCGUUGAUCGCAAUGGUGGUGGUAGUUGCUGCAGCAUUUUUAGUCGUUACCUAUUCGCGUCUAAUCUCAAAACGGCUCGUCCCUCUAAUUCUCCGUCUACUGAGCUUCUUCCGCCGCCGCCGCCGCCGCCGUUGGUUCCUUCCAUCCACCACGACCGACCUUGACUCUCUUCCACCUUCUGAUCCCUUCGAUCUCCCUCUUUCCCCUUACGGUCUUGAUGCCUCUGCCAUCAAAACCCUGCCGCUUUCCCUCUAUACUUCAAAAACUAGACCCAACAACAGCCCCAAAGACUGUGCCGUAUGUCUAUUGGAGUUCGAAGACAAUGAAUACGUUCGAACACUCCCAGUUUGCUCGCAUGCCUUCCACGUGGAUUGCAUUGACGUUUGGUUGAAAUCACACGCUAACUGCCCACUUUGUAGAGCUGGAAUUUUCGCUACAGAAUCUCCUUUUACUCCGUUAAUGGCAGCCAGAAUCCGUCCGAGCCUCGACGACCCCGUUUUUGAGAACAACACAUUGGAGUCCCUAACUGAAACUCCUCUGCAAUAUUUUCCAAAUAACACCAUAACGGAGAUAACCGAAGAACCGUCACCAAGAAGAAGGAACGGGAAUAGCAAUUGCGAGGAGAGGUUUAAUUUUGUUUUAAAAAGGUCAUAUUCAUUUGGGUUCGAGAGGAGUUUAGCCGCAGAGAGGAUGAUAACCGAGCCGAACACAGCGUCGCCUUGGAGGUACAGGAGAGGAGGGAAUGGAUUUUGGAGCAGAAGGACGUCUCCGUUUGGGUCGUUAAUGAUGAAACCCAGGGUUUUCUCGUUUAGGUACUACAGAGGGAUCAAAGCUUCGCCAUUUUUUCGUCGGAGAGGGUUUUUUCCAUUGUCGGAAUCAAGUGUUAGAUUUACCGCCGCAGGCGGAGGCUCGUCGAGAAGAAGUAAGUCGAUGGCGAGUCCGAUGUUUUUAAGAUCAGCAGCUUCAAGUGUGGCGGCUUUCUCGUCGAGUCGGCUCAGAUGCGGGGAUCCAGAGGCGCUGCUAUCACCGGAGAGGUUUAACAGAAGAUAAAAAAAAAAGUUCAUUGUUCCAAGAAAAACCCAGAGGACACGUGGAAGGCCGGAUAGAGAGGAGGAGAGAAGGGAAGAGAAGGGACGGUUGGAGAUUGGUGAUGGGGGGAGGGGUCGAAUUAAUGGGGAAGAAAGAGUUAA
Molecule: messenger RNA, 1775 nt
Organism: Gossypium raimondii (Peruvian cotton)
Lineage: Eukaryota; Viridiplantae; Streptophyta; Magnoliopsida; Malvales; Malvaceae
Product: RING-H2 finger protein ATL65
Exons: 1
Coding region: 442-1635 (397 amino acids)
Biological process (GO): protein ubiquitination
Molecular function (GO): transferase activity
Source: RefSeq, a predicted model, not a curated record